Molecule: messenger RNA, 5060 nt
Organism: Diprion similis
Lineage: Eukaryota; Metazoa; Arthropoda; Insecta; Hymenoptera; Diprionidae
Gene: Dcr-2
Product: endoribonuclease Dicer
Exons: 27
Coding region: 86-4936 (1616 amino acids)
Biological process (GO): pre-miRNA processing; apoptotic DNA fragmentation; siRNA processing
Cellular component (GO): cytoplasm; nucleus; RISC complex
Molecular function (GO): ribonuclease III activity; deoxyribonuclease I activity; DNA binding
Source: RefSeq, a predicted model, not a curated record
ACCGGCGAGUUGUCAGUCCAUCGUGAAGAAGCAGUACCUGGGACUCCCCGUGUUUUAUUCUCCGAUAGCACUUCCCAAAUCCAUCAUGGUACGGCCAGUCGAAGACUUUGCGGCCAGGCCAUAUCAAAUCGAUCUGUAUGAGAGAGCCGUCCAGUACAACAGUAUCAUAUACCUGCCAACAGGGGCGGGAAAGACAUACAUUGCUGUCAUGGUCAUAAAAAAAUUAAGCGGCGAUGUGAUCAAGUCUUACAGAGAUGGAGGUAAAAGAACAAUUUUUGCAGUUAAUACUAUUGCUUUGGCCGAUCAGCAACUAAGAUACUUACAAAGACAUACCCACUUAAAUUGUAGCAGUUACACAGGUGAAAUGCAGGUUGAUUUUUGGACCAGAGAUAAAUGGUUACAAGAAUUGGAGGAUUAUCAGGUCCUCGUUAUGACUUCUCAAAUAUUCCUUGAUAUAUUGAAUCAUGGCUAUAUAUCAUUGAGCCAAUUAAAUCUGAUGAUUUUCGAUGAGUGUCACAGAGCUGUGAAUGACCAUCCGAUGCGUUUGAUAAUGCAACGUUUUCAGGAUUGCCCAAAGGAUGAACAACCAAGAGUCUUGGGCCUAACGGCGACUCUUCUGAAUGGCAAUAUCAAAGUCACAAAGCUUGACGAGGCAAUAACUGAUUUGGAAACUACGUUUCAUGGAAAAAUUAUCGCUGUUGAAUCAUUGGUUGGCGUUAAAGGCUAUGCUACAAAUCCUGUAGAAUCUAUAGUCAAGUUCAGUCCACCGUUAAGGCUGAUGGCACUAGAAUCGACAAUGGCACUACUAAUACAAGCAAGGGAGAUCCUAAAAGUAGUAGAAAUAAAUAGUGAUUUUGAGAUGGUUAAUAAAAGUGACAAUGUUUUCAAACCUACGAGCAAAUCGAAUAAAUUUCAAAAUGUUUUGAGUGAUCUUGAAGAACACUUAAAAUUGAUGGGUAUAUAUGGCGGAAGCAAAGCAGCACUCUUACAUACCAUACAACUUGAAUACAUUAAAAAAUCUAUUAAUAAUCAGCAAACUGUUUUAGUAAUUGAUUACCUGAUAACAGUUUUGACCAGUGUAAGGAAAAUACUUGAGGAUGAAAUGGAUGGUUACGAAUCAAAUGAGCAGAUAAUGAAAUUUUCAUCUGAUCAAGUUCUGAAACUGUUCAAAGUUUUCCUAGAUUUCAAUAGGCAGAAAUUGGAUUCGCAAAGAUUUUGUUGCCUUGUUUUUGUCCAACGACGAUUCUCAGCCAAAGUGUUGUACCAUGUACUGAAGAGAUUGCACAAUACAAAUGAGGAUUAUAAAUUUUUACUUGCCGAAUUUAUGGUCGGGUUUUCAACUAAUCCUUACAACAGCGCCAGAGAAUCUCUCUGUCAGAGGAAAUGGAAUAAAGAGGUUUUACACAAAUUUAAAAAUGGUCAAGCGAACUGCAUCAUAGCGACAGACGUUAUAGAGGAAGGAGUCGAUGUUCCAGACUGUACUUUGGUUGUUCGAUACAAUUUGCCAAUGGACAUUAGAUCGUAUAUCCAAAGUAAAGGGCGAGCACGUCAUGCAACGAGUAAAUAUGUGAUGUUAGUUCCCAGCAAUGAUGGUCAAUUUGGACCAAAAUAUGCAAACUUCAAAUUAAUUGAACAGAAGUUGGAACAGUUUCUAGUUGGUAAAUCGCAAUUCCGUACCGAACCAACUGCCGAAACAUUGGACCAAGAUUUAUACACUACUGAAAUCGAACCUUAUGCCGUCACAAAUACUAAUAACGAAAUUAGCGUUGUCACUGGAACAAGUGCAAUAAAUUUGGUGAAUCGUUAUUGCUCUACAUUGGGAAAUUCACACUUCGUUUCUCUAACUCCAACGUGGAAAUUAAGGAAACUGUCUUCAGAUACUGCUGAUCCAAAAUUCCAGGUCAGCUUACAAAUGCCGAUAUUAUCCCCCUUGAAAAGAGUUAUUCUCGGAGAUCCUAUGCCGAAUAUAAAGCUCGCCAAACGCUCGGCUGCCUUGAAUUGCUGUAAAGAAUUGCACCAAAUCGGUGAAUUAACAGACAACUUGUUGCCUGUGACAGUUGAUCUGAUUUUAGAGGACGUUGACUACCUGUUUCCGCUAUGGAUAGACGAAGAAAAAACAGCGCUAUCACAACCAGGAACGGAGGCCAGGAAACGGCUACAUGAACUCAUAUAUCCCGAAUGUCUCUACUCAGCUUUUCCCAUGCCUGACCAGGACCUGUACCUUCACAUAUUGAAUAUCAAACCAAUUUACAGUGUGCCUCAGGAUAACCGGCGCUUAGUAUUUUACAAUCUUUUAUCAGACCGCGCUGGAUAUGCUAUUUUAUCAACAAAGAGAAUGCCAAAGCUGUCAGCGUUUUCGAUAUUUCUCAAUGUUGGGGAGGUGAAUGUCGACGUCGAAGUGAAUCACGCCAAACUGCAAUUGACUACCGAAGAAAUAGGAAAGCUGAGAUGUUUUCACACAAUGAUUUUUACAGAAAUAAUGCCAAUUAUAAAGCCCUUCAUGGUGUUCGACAAAGAUAACUUAGACAACAGUUUCUUGAUUGUACCAGUUGACCAUAAAUGGGAGAUAAACUGGGAAACUGUUGUGUCGCAUGACAGAAUAGACCCCAUAAAGCCGGAGAAACCAAUCUGUGUGAGAAAUGUGGAUUAUGAACUUGCUUUAGUUAGGCCAAGCUAUAGAUCAGCAAAUGUAUACAUAGUUACCCAAAUUUGUGAGGACAGAUUUGCCGAGUCGAGUUUUCCCACACCUGACUAUUACUCAUAUGUGCACUACUUUAAAAGCAAGCACGAUCUUGUAAUUGAAGAAGGGCGACAGCCUCUGCUUGAAGUUAAAGCCAUUUCGACAAAACUAAAUUGUAUCAGACCACGGGGGUCCAGUGCUGGAUUAAGUAAACGAAAGCGAGCUGAUUUGUCUGAGGAUUUCGAAGAACAUUUGGUACCAGAGUUGUGCGUCAGGUUCGAGUUCCCUUCUUUGUAUUGGCUCAAGGCGACCACCCUGCCGUCCAUUAUUCAUAGGAUUUCGCAAUUAUUGGUUGCUGACCAAUUAAGAGUAACCAUUCAAGCCGAUACCAAGUUGGGAUUGCCCGAAUUGGCUGCUAAGCAAAAAUGGAAGGAUUUCAGAGUCUCGGAGGACAUAGUAAACAACGAAGUUAACGAACCUUCACCUGACGCAUACUCUGAUGAUUUGCUGCCCGAAACUGUGCAAUCAAGGCCUGAAUUAACGGGACCUGAAUUUGAUGUGUUGGAUUCGGAGUCGAAACUGUAUUCAUGGACCAAGAGCCAAGAGCCCCAAGAUAUCGAGCGAAAUAUUGACAACAUUCAGUUAAUCGACAUAGAUUACUACGAACGUUUCAUGUCAUCUUCGUCUCAAGAAGAUAGCGAUAUUCUGAGAAACAACAUCAAGGCUCGAAAUCAUAUGAGUAAACCAAACGUAGAAGUGCCAAAAAUAAAAUUGCUCUUCCAAACUACACAAAAUGGUCCUGAUCAAGUUUCUAUAAUGGAAGCAUUGACUGCAAAAAUGUCGCACGACGUGAUAAAUUUGGAAAUUCUCGAAACGCUUGGAGAUUCAUUCCUAAAAUUUUUUACAUCAUUGUUUUUGACGGACACGUUUCCCAAUUUUCCCGAGGGUCAUCUCACUUCGAUUAAAGGAAAAAUAAUUGGUAAUCGUAAUCUUUAUUACGCUGGCUUCUGUAAAAAAUUACCUGGCAUGAUCAAGGUUGAGGAAUUUACACCUACGAGUAAUUUUAUUGUGCCGGCUUAUUCGGUACAGAGAAAGUUGCAGGGGAUACUGUUGCGUGCAGAGGUAUCGCCAAACAUUUUAUACAACUUGAAGAUAUCGAAAGAAGAACAAUUGUCUGGGUAUCUAAGUAGUAACACUAUACAGGAGAUUCAAGAAAAAGUUUGUGGAUGGGAAGGUGGAGACGCUCAAUCUGGGUUAGAACAUUUUUUGUGCGUGCAAACCGUGUCUGAUAAGACAGUCGCGGAUUGCGUGGAGGCUCUUAUCGGAGUAUAUUUGCAGAGCACGGGCAUUGAAGGUGCUGCAAAACUUCUGCAGUGGUUCCAAAUUAUACCACGCGAAAUUCCUAUCAAUAUCGUAUUAGUUGAGAAGCCCAAAAACCCACUUAUAGGCGAUGGAAACCCCAAUAUUCACAUGACAUGGGCAAGCACACUUGAAGAAAGAAUAGGAUACAAGUUUCAAAAUCGAGGCUUUCUAUUGCAGGCCUUUAGCCAUUCCUCUUACUCACCCAAUGUUAUAACAGCCUCUUAUGAGAGGCUGGAAUUUUUGGGAGAUGCAAUAUUAGACUUCCUCAUCACUGCGUAUAUCUUCGAAAAUUUUGACAAUCUGUCACCUGGGCAACUUACAGAUCUCAGAUCAGCACUGGUUAAUAACAUCACUUUCGCUUGCCUGGCGGUUCGAUACGGAUUACACACAUAUCUCUUGGCAUAUUCUCCACUGCUUAUUGAUAUGGUCGACAGAUUUGUCGCAUUUCAAGAACAAAGAGAGCAUGCAAUAGAUGAUGAGCUAUUGUACGUUUUAUUGGAAGAAACUAGACACAGUAUGGCCGAAUUUGUUAGCGUACCCAAAGUUUUGGGUGAUAUUUUUGAGGCAUUGGCUGGAGCCAUUUACCUAGACAGUGGUAAAUCGUUGACGAAAGUUUGGGAAAUAUUUUAUGCCUUCAUGCACCACGAAAUUGAUAUAUUCAGUAAAAAUGUUCCAAAGCAACCUGUUCGAAUGUUAUACGAGACUCAAGGUGCUCACCCGAAAUUUUUCCCUGCAACUCUCCUUGAUAAUAAGGAUACGAUUAUGGUGCCACUUGAGGUAACGCUUUGUGGUAAUAAAAAGAAAAUGAUUUAUGGAUUUGGAAGUAAUACAAAAGAAGCUAAAUGUGCAGCUGCCAAACAAGCUUUGAAAGAGCUAAGACGCAGGAAUAUGUAGUGUGCAUGUAGAUUGCUUAUCCGCAUGCUUCCCAAGUAACAUUUGAUGCAUGAAUGUAUAAGAGACGAAAGAAAAGAAGCAUAAGAUUGAAGAGAAAGCAUAACAGAAAAAAGAAAUUAUGUCC